AUGGACAAUGAGCAUAUACCUGUGGAAGGAGAUGAUGCAACUAAAGGAGCCACUGGAGCACCGAACAAGGUCAAGAAGCAUCAUUGCGGGAUGCUUUUGGACGUCGAAUUCUUCAAGAAGCAGGCCCAAGAUAAGGAUUUGGCGGUCAAAAUCAUAAACUCUUUGGAAGAGUGUGGUCUACUAAGGGUAUGCAAUUUCAAUUACGUAGGUUUCUUUGAAGAUGAAGUGACCCCAUUUUAUAUGAAUGCUAAGAUUGAUAGUACUGGUUUGGUCAUCUCCAAAGUAGGAGAAAGUGAUGUGGUUAUUAAUGUUGAUGAUAGAAGGAGAAUUUAUAACUUUCAAAAGUUUGCGAUGCCUCCUCGUCAACGUGCGCGUACUCCGGAGGCUCUGACGAAUGAGCAGAUUGCCCAGAACCUACAACAGUUGACCCAGACUAUGCAGACUCUUAGUGAGGCGUUGCUGAACAAUAACCAUCCCGUGCCACCUCCUCAGCCUGUCGGGCAUAGGGACAUGGGGCGUCUCGUGUCGGGUCACAGACCACCGACCUUCGCGGGUGAAGAAGACCCGGUUGUCUUAGAGGAGUGGAUGAGAACGUUUGAUAAGAUCUUCUCGGUUGUUGGUUGUCCGGAAGAGCGGAGGGUAGAGCUGGCGAUGUUCUACUUCAGUCAUGAGGCCGAUCUAUGGUGGAUACACGAGGGUCCAGCCUGCCUCGAGGAGCCCGAGUUUGAUUGGUCUGCCCUGAAAGAUCGGAUGCGUGAGAGGUUUUAUCCGGCGCAUGUGCGAGCCGCGAUGUAUGAGGAAUUCCUUCAUCUUCAGCAAGGAUCUCUAUCGGUGGUCGAGUACCACAAGAAGUUUCUAGAGCUUGCGCGCUUCGCCCGAAUGUUUGUGCCUACCGAGCUCGCCAAAGUUGAGAAGUUCGUUGCUGGCUUGAAUUAUGAGGCACGAAAGGCCUUAACCGUGAGUAGGCCGAGUUCUUUGAAGGAUGCAUAUGUGAGUGCCGCGGAUUUGUAUCGCGUUCAGCAGCUGCAGCGUGGAUCCUUUGAGUUUGCAAGAAAGAGGACUGAGAGUGGAAGCUCUUCCAACUAUAAGAAGCAGCGACCAAGCUUCCAAACUAGGAAUGCAUCAUCUCCAACCCAAGGGCCCAAUCGAGCGGAGCAUGGACAUCAAGUCAAGACGUUUGCAUGCCGUAGGUGUGGGAAGGUGCAUGCGGGUCAGGAUUGUCAUGGUCAAGCGUUCCGGUGUUUUCGUUGCGGAGAUAGGGGUCACAAGGUCGCCGAGUGUCCUCAGCAAGCCAAUCAAAGGGCGUUGCCACCACCCCAGGAGCCGGAGGAGCAGUAG
This is a messenger RNA of Ipomoea nil (Japanese morning glory), 1338 nucleotides long. RefSeq lists its product as uncharacterized. The transcript is spliced from 2 exons. NCBI's taxonomy places the organism in Eukaryota, Viridiplantae, Streptophyta, Magnoliopsida, Solanales, Convolvulaceae. Gene Ontology annotation, molecular function: zinc ion binding; nucleic acid binding. The record is from RefSeq and is a predicted model, not a curated record. Bases 1 to 1338 code for a protein of 445 amino acids.